Molecule: messenger RNA, 4649 nt
Organism: Chilo suppressalis (striped riceborer)
Lineage: Eukaryota; Metazoa; Arthropoda; Insecta; Lepidoptera; Crambidae
Source: the annotation of a GenBank genome assembly
AGUGAAGUUGGUUACCCAAAGCCUGAUUGUGGGAAUACCUCAUUAUGUUUAUGCAAACCUGCGUGCAUAUGUAAAAGCGGAGAUGUAAGGGACGCAAGCGGAAUGUGUAUACCUUCCGAUAAGUGUCCUUCUUGCGGCGGUGACGAAAAUGCAGUAAUUGGCUGCGGCAGCAAUUGCGGAAAAAAGUGUACCGAUUUAGUCGAUCCUAGACCUGUCUGUGCUCUAGGUUGUAUAUUGAAUGGCUGCGAUUGUCGAAACGGCUUUUAUUACGACAGUAACACAAAAAAAUGUGUCAGUCCAGACCAAUGCACCGAUGGCUGCCCAGACGGGGAAGAGUACUCAGCCUGCCCGGAAGCAUCCUGCUAUCCACUGACAUGUAGUGAAGUUGGUUACCCAAAGCCUGAUUGUGGGAAUACCUCAUUAUGUUUAUGCAAACCUGCGUGCAUAUGUAAAAGCGGAGAUGUAAGGGACGCAAGCGGAAUGUGUAUACCUUCCGAUAAGUGUCCUUCUUGUGGCGGUGACGAAAAUGCAGUAAUUGGCUGCGGCAGCAAUUGCGGAAAAAAGUGUACCGAUUUAGUCGAUCCAAGACCUGUCUGUCCUCUAGGUUGUAUAUUGAAUGGCUGCGAUUGUCGAGACGGCUUUUAUUACGACAGUAACACAAAAAAAUGUGUCAGUCCAGACCAAUGCACCGAUAACUGCCCGGAUGGGGAAGAAUAUUCUGCCUGCCCGGAAGCGUCCUGCAAUCCUGUGACAUGUAGCGAAGUCGGUUUCCCAAAGGCCAAUUGUGGGGAUACCUCUUUAAGUUCCUGCAAGCCUGCGUGCAUAUGCAAAGACGGAAAUAUCAGGGACGAAAGCGGAAAGUGUAUACCUUCCAAUGAGUGUCCAUCCUGUGGCGGUGAUGAGAAUGCAGUACCUGGUUGUGGCAUCAAUUGCGGAAAACAGUGUUCCGAUUUAAUCGAACCGAAGAAUUUCUGUAUUCUUGUUUGCUUAGUGAACGCGUGCGAUUGUAAAGAAGGUUUUUAUUAUGACAACACAACAAAAAAAUGUGUCAAGCCAGAAGACUGUACCUAUGACAACUGUCCAGUGGACGAAGAAUUCUCUGGCUGUCCCGAAGCAUCCUGUAACCCUCUAACAUGUGACGAAGUUGGUUUCCCAAAGCCUGAUUGUGUGGAUAGCUCCAUAAAGACAUGCAAACCGGCGUGCAUAUGCAAAAACGGAUAUGUCAGGGACCAAAGUGGAAAGUGUAUACCGUCCAAUCAGUGUCCAUCUUGUGGCGGUGAUGAAAAUGCAGAGCCUGGUUGUGGCAUCAAUUGUAGGAAACAGUGUUCCGAUUUGGUUGAUCCAAAAAAUAUCUGUAUUCUUCGGUGCAAAUUGAAUGCGUGUGAUUGUAAAAAGGGCUUCUAUUUCGACAGUAAUACCAAUAGAUGCGUCAGUCCUGAUCAAUGCACUUCCACAUGCUCUGGUCCCAAUGAAGUAUACGACCAAUGCCCGGAUUGCUCGCCGCAGACAUGCGCAACUAGAAAUAAAAUAUACGACUGCCCAUUGAAUACUGAAUCUGGGCCCAACUGUAAACCAGCCUGUAGAUGCAUAACUGGCUAUUUCAGGAACUCUAAGGGAAUAUGUGUGCCCCGCAAUGAAUGUGAAACCCCAAGGUGUCCCUUUGGAGAGUAUUACUCUGACUGUCCACCAAUUCCAUGCGAUGCAGAAUUUUGUCCAAGAAACAGGAAUUCACCGCAAACCUGUGCAGUACCUAAGAUCUGUGGGAAAGCCAGGUGUUUAUGUGGAUUUAAUCAAAAACGCGAUCGCAGCACUGGCCGAUGCAUUCCUAUUAGAAACUGCCCUCCUUUUGCCUGUUAUGGACGUAAUGAAAUUUACGAUAGCUGCCCACCCGUUUGCCCUGGACAAACCUGCACAGAUUACUUGAGAAACGCAACAUGUCCAAGAUACCGUAUAGGUAUCGUGGUACCUUGCAAACCAGCAUGUAGAUGCAGGAAAGGUUACUAUCGGAAUCACAGAGGUUGCUGUGUCCGUGCCAGGAGAUGUGAACAAACCUCAAUAAAUACAUCGCAACAACUACCAAACCAGUCAAACCAGAACUCAUGCAAUAAUUUAGCCAAUCAGCAGCUAGCUUUUGAAUAUGGAGCCAACACGUUCACUAUGAAAUUCUUGUAUCAACUUGUGAAAGCAAAUCCUGAAAUAAGCGUUAUCUCAUCUGCCGCUUCGGUGUUGAUUCCUUUGGCAGAAUUGGCAUUAUACUCUCAAGGAUCUACGUAUACAGAAAUAAUGAAUGUUUUGAAUUUAACUACUAAGGAGGAGAUACGUUGUGUCUUUAAAACUUUUUUGGAUGCUUUCAAAGCGAAUGAAGGAACGGAAUUGGAUUUUGCUAAUAAAAUCUACGUAGCUGAAAAAUAUAAUCUUAGCGAAUCUUUUCAACAAGAUAUUUCGACUGUUUUUAAUGGUGAAGCAGAGAGCAUAAAUUUUGACAAACCUUACCAAGCAGCUGCUACUGUAAAUCAAUGGGUUUCCGAUAAAACAAAAGAAAAAAUUACUAACUUGGUGGCACCUGAUAUGUUCGACUCUAUGACACGCCUAUUGCUGGCUAAUGCUGUUUUCUUCAAGGGUAUAUGGAAAACUAAAUUUGAUAGCAAUAAAACGCAACCAAUGGCUUUUUAUGUGAAUGCGAACAAAACCAUUCAAGUCGAAAUGAUGCAAUUAAAAACUAAAAUGAACUACAUUAAUAACGACAAUCUUGAUGCACAGUUUAUCGAAUUACCUUAUUUAGAUGGUAACAUCACACUUCUGGUUGCCGUACCGAAUCAAAAAUUUGGUCUAAUGGAUUUAAUUAAAAACCUGCAAAACCCAACAGUUCUUGAUGCUCUUCUGAAUAGUUUGAUUUUGGAAACUGUUACGUUGUAUUUGCCCAAAAUAGAUGUUUCGACUAGUAUCAAUUUGAAAAAUAUUCUAAGCUCAAUUGGAGUUGGAACAGUUUUCACGUCUAGUGCUGAAUUAAGCGGAAUGACUGUACCAAAUGCUGAUUUAUAUGUAUCACAAGCUGUGCAGAAAGCAACUAUUACAAUUAAUGAGGAGGGUUCAAUAGCAGCAGCGGCUAAUGGUCUUGUUGGUACUGCUCUUGCAGCAACUGUAGGACCCCGAGAAUAUAUUGUAAGAGCAGACCACCCUUAUGCGUACUUCAUUAAAGUUCGCAAUAUUUUGUUAUUUAGUGGAGCAUAUUGUGGAUAAGGUAACAAUGAACACAGCUCUAAACUAUAAUAAUGGAUCAAUUUAAUCCAAUAGGGGACAUAAUUUACAUAUUUAUAGGAUAUAUAUUAAGUAAGUAAGUUGUAUAUGAAUGUAAUAGCUUUCUUCUGCAAUACUUAAAUAUUUUGGACGUUAAGGAAGAGCCAUACAACUACACGACAUUAUAUUGUGAUAAUAGAUGAAAUAAACUAAUCUUGCCCUUUUAUUAUCACCACCAGUUAUUUGUCUUAUUAUCUUAACUACAUACGCACCGUGCUAAGUUUCGUGAUAAAAAAGAAUUAUUAAGAAGACCCCAUUGUUAAUUAUUAUAUAUAUGUAUAACUAGCGGCCUUCGUCCGCGUUAACUUGAUUCUAUGUCUCAAUCCAGGCCAUAAACAUAUGCGUACCAAAUUUUACCCAAAUCCGUUCAUUGGUUUAAGCGUGAUUGAGUAACAAACACAAAUUUUCACAUUAAAAUAUUAUUAGGAUUGUUUUUAUAUUAAAAACAAUGAACGACUUAAAGUGCAGCCUUGGGGCAUACCCUAAAGAGGCACCAAUAGAAUUGAUUCCAUUGAUGAUUACUUUUUGUGUUUUAUUGGAGAAUAAAAUAGCAACAAACCAAGUUCAAUAUUUGAUAUAUCGACAGUGGAAAGGCAAAAUCGCUUGUACGGCAAUUUGGUUGAAAAUUAAACUUCUUGCUUGAAACAAACGUCACAUCAUACUAUCGAAUGAUGUAAUGUUUGCUUGAAGAGAAGUAUAUGUAAAGAAGUGUAUGAGUAGUUUUUAAGCGCCGUCUGAUUCGUAAAUGCGCUAUGUAACUUUUUAUUAUAAGGAUACUAGCUGUCCCAGCGAACUUCGUACCGCCAUAAAGGAAUAGGGGUUGAUGGUAGAAGGGUGAAAAUUUAGGGUUAUAUGAAUUUUUGUAUGAUGUAUCAUAAAAAAAAACAAAAAUUUUGUCCAAAAAUAGGGUUAACAUUUAGGGGAUGAAAAAUAGAUAUGGUCCGACUCUCAGACCUACUGAAUAUGCAUGUAAAAUUUCACGACCGUUUCGGAGUAGUUCAAUUACGCACACCAUGACACAAAAUAUAUAUUAGAAUUAGAAAAUGUUUUUGUGAAUAUGUUUUAAUUUAUCAUGCUACUUCGCUUUUACAGCAAGUUAUGAUUUAUUUUUGUGAAAAACAAAACUUUGUCCCUGGUUUCUGUAAAGUUACUAAAGUGGAGUUUCGAUGUUCCGCUGUCGAUAUCAUAAUGCUCUAAUUUAAUGAGUAAUGUUUCAUUAUUUAAACAAUCUGAAGCUUUUGUGUUAAAAAAAAUGAAAUACGAAGGCAUCAAAAACACCUACAUUAUAAACAGCUAAAAAAGUUAUUUUUCAAAAUAGAUAUGUAUAUUAUAAAAAUAAACUGUUAUUUGCA